CAAGCAGAAUGUGCUAUACUCAAGUGGUCCCGCUAAUAGGGCUGUGCUUAGCUUUUUGAUUAGACUUCCUUUGUUUAGGGGUAUUUCGUGCGAAUGGACACACUCGUCGCUGAAUUAUAGAUAUCAGUUGAGUUGCGACCGAUUCGUGUGCCGGAAUUGUUUUGAUAUCAUUUGAUGGUCACAUUAUAGUGUUAAAAUAUAAUUUUCCAAGAAAUUCGACCUGACCUCACGAAGUGCGAUCAAAUGUGAUGGAAGGAUAUUUUUUUCCUCAUAUGAAUAUGAAACCGAUAAGAUGUUUUUCUUCUAAGUGAAAUAUUUCCUCAAAACCAUCAUAAGAAAAUUUUGACCACGUGCAAAAAUAACAUUUUCAUCAAAGUGUUUAAAUAAGCUUCAGACUGGAAGUGUAUUGAAAUUAUUAAUUUAUUGCUCCACAAUCAAAACAAAUAUAAUUAAACCAAAACAUCGUAAAAUUAAACUAAAAACCCUUUAAAAAGAAAAGAGACAAGAAGACGCAAAAGUCAAACUGUUUCGAGCUUGUUCCGCAGCCGCUGAUGUUCAUAUCCCCACACCACAGAGUGUGCAAGUGCAACCCUAAGGGAAAAAAAGGAAUUCAAGAAAUCGACGACGACGACGUGCUGAUCAAGUGACAUUGUCAUCAGUCCUAGUGACAGCUUAAGGAUGAAAAAUGAAAACUCUACCAGUGACAAUGACCACAGCGUUCACGAGGACCCAUUUUGUAAGAUUAUGGAAAAGGCCGGAUCCAGUGGGCAUUUUCAAAAUAUGUACAAUGGCAUAUUCAUAGUGGGAUUAUCGUGUUUCGGUGCCAUGAUUUAUAUGAACAUUAUAUUGGCUUUGAAUGUGCCAGAGCAUUGGUGUAAUGUGCCAGGACGAGAAAGGACCAAUUUGACAUUGAACGAAUGGAGGGAUCUCACAUUGCCAAGAGAAAGGAAUAACAGAAAAGUGGAAACUUUUAGCAAGUGUAAAAUGUACGAUAGAAAUUACUCAGAUAUUUCAUGGGCGGUCAACAGCGAGCUUGAUGCUUCUCCAUUGAAUAUAAAAGAGUGUCCUUAUGGCUACAGUUACGAUAAGACAUGGUACGAGCGGACGAUUCCGACCCAAGAGCAUUGGGUCUGUGACAAGGAUAUGUACGUUACCAAUACGUUUGUGGUUAGCCGAGUGACCGAAGUGAUUGGUUCAUUUGUCCUUGGCCAAAUGGGUGACACGUUCGGUCGUCGAGUGGUCUACUACAUCAGUGUUGUAUUGGCAACAAUUGGACGAUCUUUUUCAAUAUUUUCUACCUCAUCAUUCACAAUGUUCCUGAUUACGUCUAGUUUGGUAGCACUUACUGUCAAUAGUCUCUUCCAGUCACCUCUCAUUGUCGGAAUGGAAAUCUCAGGCGAAGACGAUAGAACCAACAUUGCAAUGUAUCAGAGCUUUGGAUGGUCCAUUGGGACCACAUUGAUGCCGUUGCUCUUCUGGGGGCUGCGAGACUGGGUUCCCUUCAUGUGGCUAACAACUUUACCAACUGCAUUGGUCCUCGUUUUUUACAAAUAUGUCAUCGAAUCACCGAGAUGGUUGAUUAGUAAGAGACGCUACGCCGAAGCCCUAGUGCAGUUCAAAACAAUCGCAAACUUCAAUGGCAGGACCUUUACAAUUACCGAAAAGGAGUUAGCUGAGCUGUAUGGCAAUUUAGAAGAGGAGAAGGUGUUUGGUGUGGCGUCCUUGUUCAAUGGCUGGCGGAUAGCAAAGAACACAAUGAUCAUGGGCUUCAGUUGGUGUGUGGUAGCUGUAUCGUAUUUUACCCUGGUCCUUUUUAGCUCGCGAAUGGGUGGAAAUCCCUUCUUGAACUUUUUGCUACAAAGUGUUGUUGAAAUUCCAGCUUAUCUUGUUGGAAAAUAUUUGGGUGACAAAUACGGCCGACGACUUACCAAUAGCGUAUCAUUUUUAAUUUGCUUCAUGUCGUGUAUUCCAGUUGUAAUGUUUUCCCAAAAUCCGCGUUAUGAACAUUUGACAACUUUCAUCGCAGCCUUUAUCAAGUUCCUCAACGCAGUUACAUUUUUCCUAGUCAGUCUGCAAGCCAUGGAAAUAUAUCCAACUUGCUUGCGACAAACUGGAAUCGCAUUGGGCACAAUUCUGUGCAAUGCCAUCGGAGUAUUAGCGCCAUAUUUGGUGCAUUUAGGAACGAAAUAUGACAUCCGGUACCCGUAUUUCAUAUUGGGGAUCAUAUUUCUAAUCGGUGGUUGCAGCGGAUUGUUCCUUCCGGAGACAUUACACAACAAGCUUCCAGAUUCCCUCGAAGAAGCUAAAUCUUUUGGAAAAAAUCAGAAAUUCUUUAGCUUACCUAAGCCGCACCAUCAAAGCGCCGAGGAACUAUCUGCCAAGGAAAAACUCAAUCAACCGAAAUUUGUCCCAUAACACCUCAUUUCAAAUAAUGUAGUUUUCAAAUUAGGACUAUUUCUUUUGUUUUUAUUUUCUUUUUAUUUUGCAUUAGAAUCUAGAAGUUGGAUAAGUUAAAAACAAUAACUGAGAGAGAGUGUGAUACAAUUUUAAAUGUAGGUAGAAGUGCUGCAUGUUUGAUAAAUGUAAAUUUAGAUUAAGUUAUAGUUUAUAUAGAUUAAUUGAAUUUUGUAUAAAAAAUAAAACUCAAACAUAUUUUUGUAUUUCGUUCAGAGCGCAACAACUAUAAAACUGGCGGAAAUUUAAAGCUUUUAUAAAGCAAUUUUUUAUAUGAAAAAUAAAAUAUAUAAAUUGUUUUCAUUAA
Messenger RNA from Eupeodes corollae, 2761 nucleotides. RefSeq names its product carcinine transporter. The coding region runs from base 679 to 2415 and encodes 578 amino acids. Lineage: Eukaryota; Metazoa; Arthropoda; Insecta; Diptera; Syrphidae. Gene Ontology annotation, cellular component: membrane. Gene Ontology annotation, molecular function: transmembrane transporter activity. The record is from RefSeq and is a predicted model, not a curated record. The transcript is spliced from 11 exons. Gene Ontology annotation, biological process: transmembrane transport.